Scomber scombrus (Atlantic mackerel) is the source of this 1524-nucleotide messenger RNA. RefSeq names its product tubulin, delta 1 (gene tubd1). Bases 128 to 1456 code for a protein of 442 amino acids. The transcript is spliced from 8 exons. The record is from RefSeq and is a predicted model, not a curated record. Gene Ontology annotation, cellular component: cytoplasm; microtubule. Gene Ontology annotation, molecular function: structural constituent of cytoskeleton; GTP binding. Gene Ontology annotation, biological process: microtubule cytoskeleton organization; mitotic cell cycle. Lineage: Eukaryota; Metazoa; Chordata; Actinopteri; Scombriformes; Scombridae.
UAAACACAACUGAGCUGUCGGUUCCUGGUUUCAGUCAUGAGCUGUUUGAUCCAGGUCGUGGAUGUACCGGUGAACAGCAGACUGCCUGGUCUCACGGUCUGAUCCUGUUUACCAGCCUGGUGUGAGCAUGUCUGUGGUGACAGUGCAGCUUGGUCAGUGCGGUAACCAGGUGGGCCACCAGCUGUUUGACGUCAUCUGCAGUGAUGCUCACGAGGCUCAGAGGAUUUACAGCUGCUCCAGCUGUGAGAGGUUCUUCUACCGGAGCAGACAGGGAGAACUUGUGGCGAGGGCAGUGAUGAUAGACAUGGAGGCCAAGGUCAUCAACCAGAGUUUAACCAAGGCCGCAAAGUCUGGCAGGUGGAAGUAUGGAGACACUUCAUACUUCAGUCAGAAGCAGGGCUCUGGGAACAACUGGGCUAAUGGGUAUUGUGUCCACGGUCCUCGUCACAGAGAAGUGGUGGAGGAGUUGGUGAGGCGAGAGGUGGAACGCUGUGACAGACUGGCUGGGCUCAUGGCCAUGAUGAGUGUGGCGGGGGGGACGGGCUCUGGGGUCGGUACCUAUGUUACUCAGUGUCUCCGAGACAUUUACCCCAAGUCCUUCAUCCUCAACCACCUCACCUGGCCGUAUGGGACGGGGGAGGUGAUUGUCCAGAACUACAACUCUGUGCUGACGCUGGCUCACCUCUACCAGCUAUCAGACGCCAUCCUGGUGCACGAGAACGACACGGUGCACAGGAUCUGCAGCCAGCUGCUCAACAUCAAACACAUCUCCUUCAGCGAUGUCAACACGGUUAUCGCUCAGCAGCUGGGCAGCGUCCUACAGCCCGCACUCACUGCCGACUCCCACGGUGUCUACAGCAGAAAUCCUCUGGGUGAGCUGGUGAGCGCCCUCGCCUGCCACCCAGAGUACAAGCUGCUCAGUGUGAGUAGUAUCCCUCAGAUGCCCAGUUCCUCCAUAGCGUACAGCACCUUCAGCUGGCCUGGCAUGCUCAAACACCUCCGACAGAUGCUCAUCUCCAACGCCAAGAUGGAGGAAGGUAUUGACUGGCAGGUGCGUCCGCUUGCCGGCUCUGAGAGGACCAGGAGUCUCACAGGACCCAGCUUUAACACCUCUCUGGCCAACCUGCUCAUACUAAGAGGGAAAGACGUCUACAGUGCAGAGACAGGCGGCUUUGAGGACCCAGCCCUCUACACCUCCUGGCUCUCAUCUGGAGAAGCUUUCACCUUGUGGAAAUCUCCAGUGCCUUUUAAUAAAUAUGAAAAAUCUGCUACGCUAGUCAGCAACAGUCAGGCUCUGCUCAAACCUCUGGAUAACAUGGUGGGGAAAGCCUGGAAUAUGUUUGCCUCUAGGGCCUACAUCCAUCAGUACAUCAAGUUUGGGAUCUCAGAGGAGGAUUUCCUUGACAGCUUUACAUCUCUUGAGCAAGUCAUCUCCAGCUACAGCCAGCUGUGCUAGUAGUGAAGAAAAAAACAAGCACCUCCUCGCCUUUAACAGUCCCUUUGGACUUGAAGGGGCCAAUGACA